AUGGCCAAUCUCGAAGCCCGCAAGCAUAUUUCCGCCGAUUCGGGAUUCCCCAUUACACUCCAUCCUCAUUUCAACGAGAAGAUCAAGAAUCAUGUGCCUCCAGAACCACCCCGUGAGCCAUUUACCCCGCCCAAAGACCGAGCAUUCUUUGCAGAUCCGGAGAAGAAGGCACUAUUCUCUGUGGCGAAGCCGGUUGACUUGACUGAGUCUAUUGGAACUGUCCUCGAGGAUGUGCAAUUGUCUCAGCUGAAUGAGACUCAGCUGGAUGAAUUGGCGCUUCUCGUUAAUGAGCGGGGAGUUGUCUUCUUUCGGGAUCAGGAUCUUACUACUGAGCGCCAGGUAGAACUGUUUCAGCAUUAUGGUAUCUUGGAUAAACACCCUGCUCAAAAGGAUCAAAAAUUCGUGAAUAUCAAAGGUAGCCGCGAGGAUCACCGUGAAAUCCUAAGCUACACGCCUUGGCCGAGUGGAGAUUUCCACGCUGAUACAUCAUUCGAGAUCAAUCCACCUACCUACUCCCUACUGAGAAUGGAAGAACAUCCCGAAGUUGGUGGCGACACAGCUUGGGUAUCUCAAUAUGGCUUAUACGAUGCCCUAAGCAACGCGUACAAAAGGUUCCUAGAUGGCCUUCACGCCGUGCAUACCUCAAGGCUGCAGUAUGAUACCAUCAUCGAUCUAUGGGGUGCAGGUCCCAAUCGCCCUCCAAUCGAUACACACCACCCAGCCGUGCGCACGCACCCAGUCACUAAGCUGAAGGCAUUGAACGUCAAUCCUGGAUUUGUGACUGGAUUUGCUGAGCUUAAGAAAGUGGAAUCCGACAAGGUUCUUGAUUUCUUGGCAUAUCAUAUCCACUCGGCCGAUGAUCACUCUGUUCGUUGGAAAUGGGCUGUUGGCAGUGUUGCAAUGUGGGAUAAUCGGUGUACCCUUCAUCGGGUUAUCCCUGGUACAUACAAAGGAGCUAGACAAGGUAUCCGGACCACCGUUUUUGGUGAAAUACCCUAUCUUGAUCCCACUAGUGAGAGCCGUGCAGAGCGGAAAUUACGCGAGGAAAGCCAGAAUGGUGAGGGUGUUCUCGCAGUUUGA
This is a messenger RNA of Penicillium roqueforti, 1080 nucleotides long. RefSeq names its product TauD/TfdA dioxygenase family protein. Bases 1 to 1080 code for a protein of 359 amino acids. Gene Ontology annotation, cellular component: cytoplasm. Gene Ontology annotation, molecular function: 2-oxoglutarate-dependent dioxygenase activity. Lineage: Eukaryota; Fungi; Ascomycota; Eurotiomycetes; Eurotiales; Aspergillaceae. The transcript is spliced from 11 exons. The record is from RefSeq and is a predicted model, not a curated record.